ACUGGCACCCCACGCCUGUCCUAGAAGGUUCUUUCUGCCUGUUUUCUCCCCCCCCGCCCGGCUGUGGGGCCCAGCCACUGCACUUCACCGGAUGCCGUCUGGUUGGUCCUCAGGACUGAUACAGACCAGGACCCCAGGGCCAGCCCGUGCCAGGCUCCUAUGCUUCCAGGAGCACGGGUGGGUGGUCCUGCUGCCUGGCCGGCCAUCCUCCUGGGGUCGGUCUCUGGCCGAUCCUCCCUCCUCCUCUCAAGCCCUGCACAGCCCGGCCAGGCAGGUGCAUCUUGUUUGGCUGCUGAGGAGCCGGGGGUUCAGGGAAAUUAAGGAACGUGCCCAGGGACCCGGGGCCAGCCCGUGGGGACGCUGGGAUUGGAGCCCAAGCCCCAGGUUCGCCGCGCGGCUCUCGACUUCCUCUCCUUUCCCCCAGGGGCGAGCUCAGCGACCGCAGAGAGGUGGGGUCGAUCUCCCUGCGACCCCAGGGGGCCCGCGAGGCCAGUGCGCGGGCAGGAGCGGGGACGUGCUCAGAAGAGCCGGGCGCCGCCGCGCCCGCCCGCCCCCCGUCCCCCGGCUCCCGGCUCCGCGCGCCCCCCGCCGCCCCCGGGGCCCUGCUACCCCCGACCCGUCCCCUCCCGCCGGCCGCCCCCAUGGCCCGGCUGGGCGCGCUGCUCCUGGCCGCCGCCCUGGGUGCACUGCUCAGCUUCGCGCUCCUGGCCGCCGCGGUCGCCAGCGACUACUGGUACAUCCUGGAGGUGGCGGACGCCGGCAAUGGCAGCGCCUGGCCCGGGCGCGCAGAGCUGCUCUCCUCGCACUCGGGGCUCUGGCGCAUCUGCGAAGGGCAGAACGGCUGCAUCCCGCUGGUCGACCCUUUUGCCAGUGAGAGCCUGGACGUCUCCACCUCGGUGCAGCACCUCAUCUCACUGCUUCCACUGCCCCUGCGUUUCCAAGAGGACGUUUCCACGCAGACCUGUCCCAGUGCUGUGCUGCUGUCCCUAACCACAGUGCUGCACCGUGCAGUCAUUGUGGUCCUGCCCCUGAGCCUGGUCCUUCUCGUGUGUGGCUGGAUCUGCGGCCUGCUCAGCUCCCUGGCCCAGAGCGUGUCUCUGCUGCUUUUCACCGGCUGCUACUUCCUGCUGGGGACACAGGCUGAGACUGUAACCGGUAACCACCCAUCCACUGACGCGGCUCCAGCUCUGACUACAUGCCGAGUGCUGGCCAAGUGCUCCUCCGAAGGCUCCUCCGAGGGCCCCCCAGUCCCAGCUGCAGGCCACAUGAGAACAACAGUGAAGUCAAGGUCUCCUCUAGACAAUGAAAUCAGGAAGAAUCCAAAUGACCUGACCCUGCGGCCCAUCUGUGUCCUGACACUGGCGGGGGUCAGCAUCUACAUCAGCUACUCGCACCUGGCCUUUGCGGAGACGGUGCAGCAGUAUGGCCCGCAGCACAUGCAGGGCGUCCGCGUCAGCUUCGGCUGGUCCAUGGCCCUGGCCUGGGGCUCCUGUGCCUUGGAGGCAUUCAGCGGAACCCUCCUGCUCUCAGCUGCCUGGACCCUCAGCCUGAGCCCCCCAAUCUGUGGUCAUCUGAGUCCCCAGCAGGUGGGAGGGAGAGGGGGAGACUGAGGCCCAGAGCGGCAGAGGGACCCACCCAGAUCGCCUGGCGCCAGAGAGAUGCCGUCUCAGGCCAAGGCCUCCCUGGCCUCUGUUCUGUCCACUCUCCCCGAAGGGCAGGCUUGGUGGAGAAGAGGCUGAUGAGAGGGCCCGAGAGCCCCUCCGAUUUGCAGGGGUGGGGGGCAAGGAGCUGAGCGAUCCAGAUGUACCCCUCUGCCCCCUCCCUUGUUCUCAAGCCUGCUAGGUACUUUUCACUGAGCACUUCCGGGAAGAGCAGGCACCCAGAUCUCUGUCCUUGUCCUGGCACAGGCUGCUGCUGCUUCCGGCCCCCGACCCUUCCUCUCUGCAGCAACCCGGGGGAGGUAUGCCACUGUGAGUGCCCUGGUGGGCACACUGAGCUGGCAGAGAUGGAAGUCCCAGAAGGGUGGGGUGGGGGUGUCAUGCCAUGGUGGAGGAGUUUGGGGCCACUCCUUGCCUGCCUCAAAGGGGGCCUGGCUGAGGGUGCUUCUUGACCACAGGGGCCAGGGCUGCCUAGGGUGGCGCAGGGCUGGGCCUGGAGUUUGGGAUGCAGGCUUGUUAAACACAGGGCAGAACCCCAGGUUGGGAGGGGCUCAGUUUGCAGGCCCAGGCCCGCAGGCCCACUGCUGGUCCCAGGGUGAGACAGGUGAGAAGAGGGAUGGCCAGCACACACUUGAGUCCCCUUGGGCCACAAAGGCUGGGGCACGCCCACCGUUAUGCAGAUGGACAGUUGAGGUGGCUGCAGGAGAAGGGUUCCCAGGGCCUGUACAACACGUGGAAGCACUAAACGGCCCCGUUUGGGGUUUGGGGGCCCUUCCCGAGUCUUGAGAGGUCUUGAGAGGUGUGCUGGGGAAGGUGGCAGCCUCUUGUAGCUUGAUCUUCCUCCACCCUGCCCCACCCCUAGGUCUCUUUAUUGAUUCAAAGGUUAAGGAAGCUCCUGGGGGCUUGAGGGGGUGGCACAGUUUUGGUGGGGCCCAGUGAGGACAAAUCUGGGGGGUGAGCAGGGCCUCCUCUUCCUCCUGGUGUUUGAACGUUUACCAUUCCAUGUGGGACCAUUGUGCCAAUUUGUCCUUAAGUAAAUCACUUGUGCUGUGUGCAGUAUAAGCCUUUUAUUUUUCUUAGAACUUUUCAAAAUAGGUAACACAUGCCUGUCUGUCAUAAACAGUACAAACGUGAGCAAACACUGUCA
Homo sapiens (human) is the source of this 2805-nucleotide messenger RNA. It is a transcript of the gene TMEM235, whose product is annotated as transmembrane protein 235. NCBI's taxonomy places the organism in Eukaryota, Metazoa, Chordata, Mammalia, Primates, Hominidae. The coding region runs from base 642 to 1610 and encodes 322 amino acids. The transcript has 9 exons. Gene Ontology annotation, cellular component: endoplasmic reticulum; membrane; cytoplasm. The record is from RefSeq and is marked validated.